AUGCGUCCCUCUCAAGCCGCUAAUAGGGACCACGAGUUGAUUAAAUAUCUCCAGCUCCUGCCUGUGACCAGUUCGGACGGCCAGUCUCAACGCACCAAUGCAGCUCCUUUUUCCUUCAGACUGCGAGAGCGCUCUACUCUACGCGAUGCUCUUGUCACGCAUGUGGAGCUUCUACGUCUCCGCCUGCCCGUCCAAGGAGCUUUCGUGGUGUUAACAGACGGUAUUACGCCCUAUUUCCUCGCCGGCACUCCCAGGCCUCAAUCAAGCGAGGAAGCCGGGUCUCGCGUCGAAAACGCCAGCUGGUUAGGGGCUGCUAAUGCCGACCUGCAACAUUGGCUUUGGAUCUUCCAGCAAACAAUUUCUGUCAAUACGUCUCCGGCGCCACCAAAUGAAAAAAUCUUCAGUAUACUCUCUUUGAAUGAAGAUGACCGGUCGUCCAAACUCUCAUCUGUAUGCCGCGCUCCGCAUCUGUCCUUCUACGCAGGGACGCCCAUCACUUCUGAACAAGGCACAACCAUUGGGGCCGUCUUUGUUGUUGACAAUUCCGCGCGAAAGGGGUUUUCUGACAAGGAUGGAGAACUCUUAACGGUCACCGCGGAGAAAUGCAUGGCUCAGCUUGAAUCUGCACGCGAGACUGCAGUCCAAGAGAGAUGGAAGAGGAUGAAUGAUCAGCUUUGUCGGUUCGUUGGGUCUCGUGCAAUUAGGGAUCAGCAGCUGGAAGAGCCUCCUUCCCUAGGAAGGAUAGAUCAACAACGACGCAGGAAGAUGCAGAUUGAAGAAGUGCAGGCUCUGGCACUCCGACAUGGCCAGGACCCUUCAAAAGCAGAAAAUGUUGCAUUGCCGGAAAAUGGCUUCAGCAUGGGCGCUGAAUCUAAUCGACUCAUACAUGCUGAAAUCGAGACAGCCCAACGCGUCGUGAAGGAGGAUGAGAUACAUGAAGCACGAGCUAUUACCGCUCAAGCUAAUGAGGACAGUAAGCGUAGCAACGGCCAGGGUGAAACUACUUACCGGAAAAUCUUCAGAAGAGCUGCGGAAUGCUUGCAAGAAGCCUUGCAAGUUGAUGGAGUGCUGUUCACUGAUGGCCUAGUUGGCUACCAUGGUGUCGUCCAACCUAUGGUGGAAGUAGAAGAAGAACUGGAACGCGAGAUGGUACAAAGGCCACGGAGGGAGCGCUUUCCCGAAGAAAGCAUCGGUGAUGAUCCUUUCUUUCCCGAGUACGGCAGACCACCACCUGAUGCUCCGCUACGCCAGCAAGGUAACAGUGGCGGAGUACAAGGCGCAACUACAAGAACGUAUACGAGCCCGGAAUAUCUGAGAGGUAUCUACGUCGAGCGUCCCGCUGAGAUCCUUGGCAUGUCUACGCGUAACUCAGGCUUGGCUCCCGAGCGUAAAUUCCUAAACGAAACUACGUUAGGACAAGUUAAACUAGACGAAGGCCACCUACAACUGCUGAUGGAUAGCUGUCCCGACGGCAACGUGUGGUAUUUCCACGAUACUACGGAUAUUUGCUAUCUGCUAAGGAACGAUAUUCUAGUUGAGAACGAAUCACUGGAAGAGACACAGCAUCUCAUUUCGAACUUCCCAGGCGUGCGCCAAAUAAUAUUCCAUCCUCUGACGGAUCCUGUAAGCCUUAAGCGCCUUGCUGGAUGUCUCGCAUGGUCCACGCGAUCGUUGCCUGUGUUAUCAGAUACUACGGAUCUUCCCUCUCUUCGUGGCUUUUUGCAUGUCCUUGAGUCCGAAAUAUCCAGAAUCGACGCAUCAGCAGCUGUUAAGCAAAAGGAAGCUUUUAUCUCCUCGAUUAGUCAUGAAUUGAGAACUCCACUUCAUGGCAUCCUCGGCUCCAUACAGCUCCUUGCGGAUACGGAUUUAGACCCUUUUCAGACGGGUUUGGCCGACACAAUAAAUUCGUCUGGCUCGGCGCUUAACGAAACGCUUACCAGUGUUCUAUCGUAUGCAAGAAUCAAUCAGUUUGAGCGACAACAACACAAAUACCGGCAGAGGCGGCCUCCUGACGAAGAUUGGUCCCUUCCAAACAAGAUGCACCUUCCUCCAGGUCCAGAGACGGAUUUCAAGGGCUUAUACGUAUGCACGAACAUUGCCUUGCUGUGUGAGAACAUUGCCAGCGUGUUGGAGGCCGGACAGUCGUACGACAGGCCAGCAGACCAGCGCGACGUUACUGUCGUCGUCGAAAUUGAUUACGAAGAGAACUGGAAUUACUUCACCGAACCUGGGGCCCUGCGCCGAAUUGCAAUGAAUAUCAUUGGUAAUGCGUUGAAGUAUACUAUGGAAGGUUCGGUAAUUAUCACACUCGCCGCAUCAAAAACUGCUACGGGCGACACUAAGAUAGGUGGCGAUAAUAGUUCACGGCGGACGAUUACUCUUACCGUCAAAGACACUGGGAAAGGAAUAUCGAAGGACUUCAUGGAGAACCAUCUCUUUGUCCCCUUUACCCAGGAAGACACGACGUCAUCACAUGGUGUCGGGCUCGGAAUGUCCAUCGUGAAGAGUUUGGUGUCGUUGCUCGCCGGUGAGAUCAUAGUGGACAGCGAGCCAGGGAAGGGAUCCAAGGUCACAGUCAUGGUGCCGAUGAGACUCUGCGAUUCCAAUCAAGACGAAAUGGGAAAGCCGGCGCUCGAAUUAGAACGAUGCACUGCAUUCCUCCGUGGGGAAUAUCUCUCUGUGUUGCUAUUCGGCUUUCCAAGCCUCGUUCGCCUAGCUGUUGAGAAAUAUCUCCGCGAGUGGUUUCACUGCAAUCUAUUGGUCAGCACUGAUACUGCAGAGCCGGAUGUGGUAUUGGUGGAGGAGGGCAAUGACGAGGUCGCUAGUGAUGUUGAAAGAACAGCGCAGCGUUAUGGUCGGUGCGGUGUCCUACUUAGUAUUGCAAUGAUCGCAGAUACACUAGCCAAGCCGAUGCGCCCAAUCAAAGGGUACAGGAAAUGGGAGCGGAUUCCACGUCCCAUAGGCCCUCACAACCUCGGAAAGGCACUUUCGGCAUGUGUCGUCAAGUUACGAGAGCUUCGCGGACAUAGAGGCAGCGGCGAGGGAGAUGAAAAUGAUCGUGGACAGUACAUCCAUGGCAAAGCCGAUCACCAGUCGCGAGACGACAAGCGAAGAGUUGAGGAAGGCACACCUAAUUCGUCAAGAAAACGAUCGCAGGCGUCUCCAGCCAUAUCGGACACAGCCAACAGCGAGAACGUCCCUUUACCGGUAAUGGAGAAUACGCUACACAGACAUACGGACACACCAAAUGAAACAGUUCUUCCAACUCGCUCUGGAAGCUUCGUUACUGGCUCCCAAAGUGAGAACCCGAGCAUGGAUCCGCUGAACCUCCGUAUUCUUGUCGUUGAGGACAAUGCGGUGAACAGAAGGCUUUUGGGGGCCUUUCUGAAGAAGUAUGGCUGUCGCCAUGUCCAAUACGCGGAGAAUGGUGCAUUAGCGGUCAAGAUGGUGGAGGGACGUUCGGAAGGCUUUGAUGUUAUUUUCAUGGAUCUUUCGAUGCCUGUUAUGAACGGCUUCACAGCUACGCGCGAGAUCCGUCGCAUAGAGCACGAACGAUUCUCCGCCCAACCAUCUUUUGAUCCCACAACCUCUGCCUACAUAGUCGCGUUGACCGGGUUAGCGAGCGACCGCGAUGAAGACGAAGCUCUCGCUGCUGGUGUGGACAAGUUCGUCACGAAGCCUGUGCAGUUUGACAAGCUUUCGAGGUUGUUGAAGCAGCGGGAAGAAGAAGUUUCAACAAGUGGACAAGGACAAUCGUCCUAA
Alternaria atra is the source of this 3762-nucleotide messenger RNA. RefSeq lists its product as uncharacterized. The record is from RefSeq and is a predicted model, not a curated record. Gene Ontology annotation, biological process: phosphorelay signal transduction system; phosphorylation. Bases 1 to 3762 code for a protein of 1253 amino acids. The transcript has 4 exons. Gene Ontology annotation, molecular function: phosphorelay sensor kinase activity. NCBI's taxonomy places the organism in Eukaryota, Fungi, Ascomycota, Dothideomycetes, Pleosporales, Pleosporaceae.